AUGUCAACCACCAUACCCAAGACGCAGAUCGCUGCAUGGCUCGAAAAGCCCCAACCUGGUGCUCGGCUCCAGAUCAGGAACGAUAUCGAGGUGCCAUCUCCGAAAGAAGGUGAAGUGCUUGUGAAACUGGAAUAUUCCGGCUUCUGCCAUUCGGAUGUUCACAGCAUAUAUGGCGAAACCCCGAUGAGCACCGACAUUGCUGGCCACGAAGGUGUAGGAUACGUGAUUCAGCUUGGGCCUAAUGUUCCGGAGGAGAUGAUGAAUUCCAGGGUAGGAAUCAAGUCAGUCCAUCUCACGCUCUUUGGAAAUCUCAAUGCAACAGGACUCUCACUGACUCGCGGACCUCGCCCGUGGAAAGAUGGCAGUACAGCACAUGCGACUCCUGCGAGAUAUGUGCCAAUAAUCCCACGGCAUGUCCAAACCAGGUCAACUCUGGGCGGGGAAGAGUACAUCGUUACCCCUGUGAAGCAUGCCACUAGGAUCCCGGCAGGGUUGAAGUCUGAAAUUGCUGCUCCCUUGCUUUGUGCGGGUUUGACUAUGUAUUCUGCCCUCGCGAAAGCAAGACUGCGGCCAGGAGACUGGGUUGUAUUCCCCGGUGCGGGAGGAGGCUUAGGGCAUCUUGGCGUCCAGAUAGCCGCCAAACGCGGGUAUAAGGUGAUUGCCAUCGACACCGGAGACUCAAAGAAGGAAAUGUGCAUGAAGCUUGGGGCAAGCGUUUUCCUCGAUUUCAAGACUGACUCCGUUGAAGGAGAAGUCAAGCGUCUGACGAAUGGAUUCGGAGCCCAUGCUGUCAUCGUCACCGUUGGAAGCGACGCUGCAUAUGAUCAGGCGUUGAAGCUGCUCCGAAAUCUUGGGACCCUGGUGUGUAUCGGGCUGCCCAGAUCGGGAUUGGGCUUGCCAAUCUCGCCGUUCAUGAUGGUUGUGAGAAGUCUUACCAUUGUGGGCUCUUCCGUUGGUACGGCCCAGGAGAUGGAUGAACUGCUAGAGAUGGCGGUCAAGGGAGAGGUGAAGCCUGAAAUCGCUGUGUUCGAAUUUGACGAGAUAAACGAUAUUAUGGAGAAGCUUGCCCGGUUCGAGAUUGGAGGCAGAGUGGUCCUCAGACUCCCUGAGUGA
Molecule: messenger RNA, 1113 nt
Organism: Cladophialophora psammophila CBS 110553
Lineage: Eukaryota; Fungi; Ascomycota; Eurotiomycetes; Chaetothyriales; Herpotrichiellaceae
Product: alcohol dehydrogenase
Exons: 8
Coding region: 1-1113 (370 amino acids)
Molecular function (GO): zinc ion binding; oxidoreductase activity
Source: RefSeq, a predicted model, not a curated record